Messenger RNA from Ipomoea triloba (trilobed morning glory), 1052 nucleotides. RefSeq lists its product as uncharacterized. Gene Ontology annotation, cellular component: chloroplast stroma; chloroplast thylakoid membrane. Lineage: Eukaryota; Viridiplantae; Streptophyta; Magnoliopsida; Solanales; Convolvulaceae. The transcript is spliced from 2 exons. The coding region runs from base 90 to 689 and encodes 199 amino acids. The record is from RefSeq and is a predicted model, not a curated record.
GAUGCACUUUGGUCCACUGAUAACCAUUCCGACUGUUACUUGAAUUCUCCCUUUUCUGCAACACCCAAAGCACUCAAACGAGUACAGAUAUGUCUUCCUUCGCUGCAGCCAGACAACUCUUCCUCCUGACAAGUGCAUCGCACGUGCAAUCCCGUGUAUCCCUGCAGUUUCUCCUCCCCCUAUCACCUGUAUCCAUCCCCGGCGAGCUCCACAACGGCGGCUCCUUACGCCUCACUCAAUUUUCUAGCCACCGCGACGCUGCCAUAACCACCAGAGCUUCGGCCGGAAAUGAUGCCAUUUUACCCAAGAAAGACGACGACGACGGUGUGUCUUUAGGGACCAUGAAGCUGCCCCUGGAUAUCGACCUUGAAAGAUUUGACAUUUUGCUUUUUCAGUGGGCUAACAGUCUGUGCCAGGGAGCUAACCUGCCUCUUCCGGUGCCCCUAAAGGUGGACAAAAUCCGUGGGGGAGCCAGACUAGGGUUCAUUACAGUUGAAGAUAAUGGAGAAACACAGGUGCUUGUGUACAUAGAUUGUGUAGUCUCUCCUGCCACCGAUGCUUCACCCACCCCAAUGUUCAGAGCCACCAGAAAUGGAGCAAAGAAAGAUGAGGCGGCGCCAGGAGAGCCACGGAUCAUGAGAAGCCUUCUAGCUGCCUUACAAAAGUCUGUCGAGAUCGCUAGAGUCUGACUAGCACCGCUAUAUUAUGCAUCAUUAGACAACAUGCAAAACUGAACCGCAUGAAUUGCAGCUUCAACCUUUGCAUAUGGUCUUCUUAUGUGACUUCUUUCCGACCUUCUACUACAGAUAACUCGGUGGGUUCCGUCAUUCUAAUUGACCAAUAUUUCAAUUAAUAUAUAUGUAAUAUUUAUUCUUAAUUUUACAAUAAUUAAUUCGUUUUUAUAAAUCUUAGAGAUUGUUUAAUUGAGCUCCUUACAAUGGCCACUUCGUCGGGGUCUCGAGGAAUUGGGAAAAUGUAUGAAUUAUUAAGAUUUCUUGAAACUCAAAAACAAGAAAUGUCAAAAAUUCUAGUAAUUUAAUAGUAUUUAUUUU